UCGGCCUCCCGCCCGGCCCCAGGUCCCCGCGAGCCCCGAGGCCGAUCGGGCCAUGGACUAGGGAGGAGGCGGCCUGAGAGGACGAAGAUGGCGGCGGGCAAGAGCGGCAGCGGCGCCGGGGCGAUUACUUUUCUGGAAGCUCUGGCUAGGUCAGAGUCUAGGAGAGAUGGAGGCUUUAAACAUAAUUGGAGCUUUGAUCAUGAAGAAGAAAGCGAAGGGGAUGCAGAUAAAGAUGGGACAGAACAACUUGGUAUAGAAGAUGAGAGUUCUGAAACCUCAAAAGGAAAAAAGUUAAACCGUCGAUCUGAGAUUGUUGCUACCAGCUCUAUCAAUGUCAUGUUGAAGACAUAUGGAAGAAGAAACAAGACUGAAAGUUUUAAAACUUUGAAAGGAAAUCCAAUUGGAUUUAACAUGUUGAGCAACAGUAAGAAACUAAGUGAAAAUGCACAAAAUACUUCAUUGUGUUCUGGAACUGUUGUUCAUGGCAGACGUUUUCAUCAUGCUCUUGCACAAUUGCCCACAGUAAAAACAGCAGCCCAAAGCAAUCAGGACCGAAAAGAAAGGAAAGAAUACCCAUCUCAUGUCCAAAAAGUUGAAAUUAACCCUAUAAGAUUAAAUCGACCCCAUUUUGUAGACCAAACCAUGCAGAAAGCAGAAGAGUCUGAAUCCUGCGAGGAGCCUGGAGUGAAGAGGAAAGCACAGCAGAAGCGGCCCUGCAGUGCAUACCAGCUGGCUCCUCUGUCUCCUGCCUCUAAAAGGUGUUUAACUCAUUUAGAGGUUUCUGAACAGCGUGAAUAUUGCCCAAAAUGUGGAAAAGAAAAAGAAAAUCAGACCAAAUGCCAAAGUUGUGGUAUUAUUUUUCAUAAUGAUUUGCAACGAAAUUGUGGACCAGCUGUAACUUUGAAUGAAUCUACUGAACCAUUAUUAAGAACAUCAAUUCAUCAUAAUUCUGGAGGACAGAAGUCACAACAUUCAGGAUUAGCUGCCAAGAAGUUUUAUGGUAACAGUGUGGAAAAGAUUCCAAUUGACAUUAUUGUGAAUUGUGAUGAGAGUAGACACAAUUACUUACAGACUAAUGGAAAAGUCAUUUUACCUGGGGGGAAGAUACCUAAAAUCACAAACUGGAAAGAAAGAAAAGCAAGCCUGUCCUCUCUGAAUGAUCCAAUCAUUUUGUCUAGUGACGACGAUGACGACAAUGACAGGACAAACAGAAGAGAAAGCAUAUCUCCUCAGCCUGCCGACUCUGCAUGCUCUUCCCCAGCACCAUCCACUGGAAAAGUAGAGGCAGCGCUGAAUGCAAACACCUGCAGAGCAGAGCAAGAAUUGAAAAGUAUCCCAGCAGAGUCAGAGUUAAACAUAGUUACUCUGCCCAGAAAAGCAAGAAUGAAAGACCAGUUUGGCAAUUCUAUUAUCAGCACACCUCUUAAACGUCGUAAAGUGAUUUCUCAAGAAACUUUACUUACUCCUGUGUCUCUAAACUGCCCAAAUUCCUUUGAAAGUGUCAUUUUAAACUGUCGAAGUAUACGAGUAGGAACACUCUUCAGACUAUUAGUAGAACCUGUGAUUUUUUGUUUAGAUUUUAUCAAGAUACAUCUAGAUGGACCAGAAAGUGAUCCCAUAGAGAUUAUUUUACAUACCUCUGAUCUAACUAAAUGUGAAUGGUGUAAUGUCCGGAAGUUACCAGUCGUGUUUCUUCAGGCGGUUCCAGCUGUUUAUCAGAAGCUGAGUGCGCAGCUACAGAUGACAAAGGAGGAUAAAGUCUGGAAUAACUGCAAAGGAGUGAAUAGGUCAACAAGUUUAGAAGAACAAUACAUAAUUUUAAUUUUUCAAAAUGGACUUGAUCCUCAGGCAAAUAUGGUAUUUGAAAGCAUCAUUACUGACAUUGGUAUAAAGAAUAAUGUUUCCAACUUUUUUGCAAAAAUUCUCUUUGAUGAAGCUAACAGCAGACUUGUUGCUUGUACAAGAAGCUAUGAAGAGAGCAUCAAAGGAAAUUGUCUACCAAAAGAAAGCAAGGUGUCCGUUGAAUCUAAAAUACAACUUAGAAGCAAACAAGAAUUCCAGUUUUUUGAUGAUGAGGAAGAAACAGGAGAGAGCCACACCAUCUUCAUUGGACCUGUGGAGAAAUUGAUAGUGUAUCCACCACCCCCGGCUAAGGGAGGCAUCUCUGUCACUAAUGAGGACCUGCACUGUCUAAGUGAAGGAGAAUUUUUAAAUGAUGUUAUUAUAGACUUUUAUUUGAAAUAUUUGGUGCUUGAAAAACUGAAGAAAGAAGAAGCUGACCGAAUUCAUAUAUUUAGUUCUUUUUUCUAUAAACGCCUUAAUCAGAGAGAGAGAAGAAAUCAUGAAACAACUAAUCUAUCAAUACAACAAAAAAGACAUGGGAGAGUAAAAACAUGGACCCGACAUGUAGAUAUUUUUGAGAAGGAUUUUAUUUUUGUACCCCUUAAUGAAGCUGCACACUGGUUUUUGGCUGUCGUUUGUUUCCCUGGUUUGGAAAAAGCAAAGUACGAACCUAACCCUCAUUACCAUGAACAUGCAGUCAUGCAAAAGAGUCCCACUGUAGAGGACAAUAAAGUGGACAGCAGCUGUUCACAGAACUCUCCUUCCGCCAAACCUGUCAUUAAGAAGAUGCUGAACAAAAAGCAUUGCUUAGCUGUCACUGACUCACAUGCUGGACAGGAAGAAAGUGACCCUUGUCAGAGAAACAUGUACAAUGUGAAAUGUAGUGUGAGAAACAAAAACAGUGCUGUAAGGGAAAAUGAAGAAUCAGCUAGAAGAGACUCUGCACAACAGGAAGUGGAUAGGACUAAAAGUGAGAAUGGCCUCCCGGAUGGAUGUCUAAGUUCCGUGCACCUUCCAGAUGGCUUAAGCAAAAUCAGACUAAGCUAUGGUGACCAGUCUGCUGAAGGUGGGAAAAUGCUUGAAGAUGAACUCAUUGACUUCUCAGAAGAUCAGGACGACCAGGAUGAUAGCAGUGAUGAUGGACUCCUUGCGGACGAGAACUGCAAUUCAGAAAUAGGGCAAUGGCAUUUAAAACCUACUGUCUGUAAACAACCUUGUAUCCUACUUAUGGAUUCACUCAGAGGUCCUUCUCGUUCAAAUGUUGUCAAAAUUCUAAGAGAGUAUUUAGAAGUGGAGUGGGAAGUUAAAAAAGGAAGCAAAAGAAGUUUUUCCAAAGAUUUUAUGAAAGGCUCCAAUCCAAAAGUUCCACAACAAAACAACUUCAGUGACUGUGGCGUGUACAUACUGCAGUAUGUAGAGAGCUUUUUUGAGAAUCCAAUACUAAAUUUUGAGCUACCUAUGAAUUUGGUGAACUGGUUUCCUCCUCCCAGAAUGAAAACAAAAAGAGAAGAAAUCCGAAAUAUAAUUCUGAAGCUGCAGGAAGAGCAGAGCAAAGUGAGGAAGCAGUGUAAGGACUCAGCCUCAGCAGAAGUGGCGGACAGGGACGGGGACGGAGCAGAGCCAAGUAUUGGCAGUGGCUCCGAGUAACCAGAGACUGCUUGUCAGUUGUGCCUGGAGAAACCCUUGACUUUUCAGCUUUGAGUAGAGACAGUAAAGAGCUAAAGGGCUCACUGCUCAAACAUUUGGGAAUGUUAAUGCUGUAUAAAUGUCACAUAAUUAAUUUCCAAAGGAGUAUGUAUUAAGUAAAAGUCUGUAAAUAUGUUAAUGAGGCCAAUUUUUUCAGCAUUUAUAAUUAUUUUUUUCACUUAUAGGAAGCCUUUGUUAUGUUUUUUGUUGUUAAUAGUACUUAAACUGCAACUUCUAAACACAGAAUAAAUAAAAAAAUAUUUAUAGGAGGAAA
Molecule: messenger RNA, 3802 nt
Organism: Jaculus jaculus (lesser Egyptian jerboa)
Lineage: Eukaryota; Metazoa; Chordata; Mammalia; Rodentia; Dipodidae
Gene: Senp6
Product: SUMO specific peptidase 6
Exons: 24
Coding region: 88-3489 (1133 amino acids)
Biological process (GO): regulation of kinetochore assembly; protein desumoylation; regulation of spindle assembly
Cellular component (GO): nucleus; cytoplasm
Molecular function (GO): SUMO-specific endopeptidase activity
Source: RefSeq, a predicted model, not a curated record